UUUCCUUUGUGCGGCAUUUUCCAAAAUUUAAUCUUUUGUUUUGCUUACCAAAUACCCAAUGAUCCAAUGUGAACGACGACCACUUCACACACACACGAGAACCCUAUCACUCUCACUUCUCAGAGGGGAAAUAUAGAACCUUUUGCACUACCCUUUAUUCGAUUUGUGUUUGUUGAUCAGAAAGGCAAAGAAACCAUGGAAGAGGCACCAUCAAUGGAAAUGGAUACUGAUUCACAGGAGGAUCAGAACAUUGCUCCUGAUGUUCUACCAUUUGCUAGAAGCUAUCAGCUUGAAGCUUUGUACAAAGCUAUCCAUGAGAAUACCAUAGUGUACUUGGAGACUGGUUCAGGCAAGACUUUGAUAGCUAUCAUGCUUCUUCGCAGCUAUGCUCAUCAACUGCGAAAGCCUUCUCCUUACAUUGCAGUGUUCUUGGUUCCCCAAGUUGUGUUGGUCUCUCAACAAGCGGAAGCCGUGAAAAGACAUACUGAUUUGAAAGUGGGAAUGUAUUGGGGAGAUAUGGGAGUUGACUUCUGGGAUGCUGCUACCUGGAAACAAGAAAUGGAAAAACAUGAGGUGCUUGUCAUGACUCCUGCAAUAUUGCUGAGCUGCUUGAGGCAUAGCUUCUUCAAACUGAAUAUGAUUAAUGUCUUAAUAAUGGAUGAAUGCCAUCAUGCUAGGGGUAAACACCCUUAUGCCUGCAUCAUGACUGAAUUUUAUCAUCAUCAAUUAAAAUCUGGUAUCUCUGACCUCCCUCGAAUUUUUGGGAUGACUGCAUCUCCUAUUAAGUCGAAAGUUGGAAAAUCUGAAUCAUCCUGGUCAGAGAAUAUUCAGAAACUAAUGAUUCUAAUGCAUUCAAAGGUAUAUACAUGUGUAAGUGAAGCUGUCAUCACAGAGUUCAUACCAACAUCAACACCAAAAUUCAAGUUUUACAGCAACAAUGGAAUUCAAUUUGUAUUAUUUGAAGAAUUAGCAUCUAAACUCAAGAUGUUAAAAGAGCAGCAUGAACUCACUCUAAGAAGUUCAGAUUUCACUAAAUCAAUUGCUGAGUCUGCACAAAAAAGAAUAACAAAGAUUUUUUGUUCUUUAAUGUUUUGCCUGGAUGAGCUUGGUGUUUGGUUGGCUUUGAAGGCUGCAGAGUCUUUAUCUUCCAAUGAAAUAGAGUCAUUUUCAUGGGGACACUCUGGGGAUAGAGUUGUCAAAGACUUUAUUUUGGAAGGUGUACAUGCACUUAAAAGUUACUUGCAAUGUGAUCCUCAGUGGUCUAUUGGUGACAAUAUUAAAUCUGAUGUGAAGAUGGGUCUGUUGACCUCCAAAGUUUGCUGUCUUGUUGACUCUCUACUCGAGUACAGGGGUUUGACUGACAUGAGAUGCAUAAUAUUUGUGGAAAGGAUCAUUACAGCCAUUGUCCUUGAGGAUCUAUUGAAUACCUUGCUUCCAAAAUACAACAGCUGGAAGACUAAAUUCAUUGCAGGAUACAAUUUUGGAUUGCAAAAUCAGUCAAGGACAAAACAAAAUGAAAUCGUGAAUGAAUUUCGAAUGGGAUUGGUUAACAUCAUUGUUGCAACAUCAAUUCUUGAAGAGGGUUUAGAUGUUCAAAGAUGCAAUUUAGUUAUUAGAUUUGAUCCAUGUCCCACAGUGUGCAGUUUCAUACAGUCCCGAGGACGUGCCAGAAUGAGAAAUUCAGAUUACAUAUUAAUGGUUAAGAGUGGGGAUUCAGUUACGUGUUCUCGACUAGAGAAAUACCUUGCUAGUGCAGAUAUUAUGAGGAAGGAGUCAUUGCGUCAUUCUUCCCUUCCAUGUGAUCCUUUUGAAGGUGAUGAAUUUGAUAAGGAAGCUUAUCACGUAUCAAGCACAGGAGCCAUUGCAAAUCUUAGUUCUAGCAUUAGUUUGAUAUACUUAUAUUGCUCGCGCCUCCCUGCAGAUGGGUACUUUAAACCAGCUCCAAGGUGGGACAAAGAGACUGGAACACUGUAUCUUCCCAAGAGUUGCCCUCUACAGCCUAUUUGUGUAGAAGGUAACAAAAAACACUUAAAGAAUAUCGCAUGCCUUGAAGCAUGCAAACAACUUCAUAAAAUUGGAGCUCUGACAGAUAAUCUUGUUCCUGAUAUUGUCAUUGAAGAAGCAGAGGUGGAGGAAUUUGGGAAUGAACCUUAUGAUGAAAACCAACCAACUUUUGUCCCAUUUGGAUUGGUAAAUUCUGUGUCAAAUAAUAGCCACACGAUAUACCAUUGUUACUUGAUGGAACUCAGUCAAAAUUUUAGCUAUGAUAUCUCUGUGCAAGAUAUUUUUCUUGCCAUAAGAAUUGAGCUUGAUCCAGAAAUUGGAUGCACACAAUUUGAUAUGGGUUUUGACAGAGGUAGCGUGUCACUAAAGUUAAGAUACAAAGGAACGAUUAAUCUUUCGCCAAACCUGGUUCUUUUGUGUAAAAAGUUCCAGGUCACUUUGCUUGGAAGUAUCAUAGAUCAUAGCAUGAAUAAGUUGGCAACUAGUUUAGACAAAUGCUAUUUGGAAGACAAUGUUGAGAUUGAUUAUCUGCUGCUUCCAGCUAUUGGUAAAGGGGAAAAAUCACAUGUAAACUGGUUAGCUAUCAAAUCUGUAGAACCAUCUAGUUUUACGUGUAAGUAUCAUCAACCCCACAUAGAGACAAAAAGUGGUCUAGUUUGCACUUGUAAACUACAAGAUGCGUUGGUUUGUACUUCCCAUCCUGGUGGUAAGAUUUAUUUCUAUAUCACCACUGGUAUAAUGGAGUUGCAUGGAAACUCACCUAUGGAACUAAGGGGUGGUGAAGUUACUACAUACAAGAAAUACUAUGAACAACACCAUGGCAUUCAACUACAAUUUGAAAAUCAAUGGCUACUCAAAGCAAGACACCAUUUUAAAGUUAAAAAUUACUGUCAUGGACAAAAACAAGGGAAGGAUGGAGAAGCAAGCAAGGCCUUUGUUGAGUUACCUCCUGAACUGUGCUCUAUAGUCAUGUCACCGAUAAAAGAUAGUAUCAUUUAUACCUUCUCAUUUAUUCCAUCAAUCAUGCAUCGGCUGGAAUCAUUACUUGGAGCUUUCAACUUAAAGAAGAUGCAUUUGGAUCAUUGCACACAAAAUGAAAUUCAAACAAUCAAGGUCUUGGAAGCAAUAACUACUAAAAGAUGCAAUGAGGCCUUUCAUUAUGAGUCUCUAGAGACUCUUGGAGAUUCUUUUUUAAAAUAUGCUGCCAGUCAACAGCUUUUUAAAACAUAUAAAAAUCACCAUGAAGGUCUCCUUAGUGUGAAGAGGGAAAAGAUCAUUUCUAAUGCUGCCCUCUGUAAGUUAGGGUGCAGUUCUGGACUUCCGGGCUUCAUACGAAAUGAGCCUUUUGAUCCUCAUGCCUGGACCAUUCCUGGGGAUAAACCUGAAAGUUUAAAAUUAGAAGAGCUGGUUAUCAAGGGGAAAAAAAUUUAUGUUCACGGAAAAAGAAAAUUAAAUCGCAAGAUUAUUGCUGAUGUUGUUGAGGCACUAAUUGGUGCCUUCCUCAGUACUGGUGGCGAAAUAUCUGCAUUGCUGUUUAUGGAUUGGGUUGGUAUUAAAGUCAGUUUUGAUAAAAUACCCUAUGAGAGGCACUUUGACAUUCAACCUGAGAAACUGUUAAAUGUCAGAUUCCUAGAAUCACAAUUAAAAUACUCAUUCCAUGACCAUUCUCUUUUAGUGGAAGCCCUAACCCAUGGUUCGUACAUGCUGCCUGAAGUUCCUAGAUGUUAUCAGCGACUAGAAUUUCUUGGAGAUUCAGUUUUGGAUUAUCUGAUUACUUGGCAUUUGUACAAUGAAUAUCCUGGCAUGUCACCUGGGCAGUUGACUGACAUGAGGGCAGCUUCUGUGAAUAAUGAUUGUUAUGCAUGGUCUGCCAUUAAGCAUGGGUUGCACAAACAUGUACUCCAUGCCUCACAAGAACUGCAUAAGCACAUUGCUGUCACACUUAACAAUUUUGAUAAGUUGUCUUCAUCAUCAACUUUUGGAUACGAGUCAGAGGCAUCACCCCCUAAGGUACUUGGAGACAUUAUAGAGUCUCUGGCUGGAGCGAUUCUUGUUGACUCAGGAUUCAAUAAGGAGGUUGUGUGGCAAAGCAUAAGGCCACUUUUGGAACCCCUUGUGACACCAGAAACAUUGAAGCUCCAUCCCAUCCGAGAGUUGAAUGAACUAUGCCAGAAAAGAAGUUAUAAGAUUGUACUAGAGGACGUGUCUCGCAAAGAUGGUGUUACUAAUUAUAGAAUGAAGGUAGAAGCUGAUGGGGUCAUUCACGAGUAUGAGUAUACCGGCCCUGCUCUUAGGGACACAGCCAAGAAGAUAGCCUGCAAGGAAAUUUUGAAUUCCUUGAAGGAAGAUUUAUAGGGUACACAAGGGCUAACCGGUCAUUGUAGGCUUGUAAUACUUGUUAAUAUUUCUUUAGUCCUUGUUUUGUGUAAUGGUUAUAAUAUUAAGGCUUAAAUAUGUUUAUAGUCCCUCAAAUUUACGACAACCAAUUGUAUAUAUUAUUUAAAGAUAUCAUUAAAAUAUAUCAUUUAAAGCAAGCAUUUGGUUCU
Glycine soja is the source of this 4550-nucleotide messenger RNA. RefSeq names its product endoribonuclease Dicer homolog 2-like. Bases 196 to 4359 code for a protein of 1387 amino acids. Lineage: Eukaryota; Viridiplantae; Streptophyta; Magnoliopsida; Fabales; Fabaceae. Gene Ontology annotation, biological process: siRNA processing. The record is from RefSeq and is a predicted model, not a curated record. The transcript is spliced from 23 exons. Gene Ontology annotation, cellular component: cytoplasm; nucleus. Gene Ontology annotation, molecular function: RNA binding; protein binding; ATP binding.